UUGACGUAGUACUAGUAUACGUACUACUGUAGUCGAUCAUUGCCCAAGCCCACCCACAAGCCAGCAGCUCACUCGCAGGCUUAUGGUUGCAGCAAGUCGCCGUCGUAACAGUGACGUCCCGAGUGUCGUCGAAACCUUCCAUGCCACCUCGACCAACAUCCGUGCUCUCAACAUCCACAGCGACCACACGUUUGUGAACGAAGAUGCCAACGCGACGGCGGUAUGGGUGACAGUCACGUCGACGUCGACACGCAUGACCGACGUGGUGUCGUUCUCCGAGAGGUCCACCAACGGCCAAGACUCGCUGACGAUCAUGGCGUCGUCUUAUCCGGGCGACAUCGAGUACCUCAUCGACGUGUUUGUGCCGAGCCAGUCGAUCCAGUCGGUGGCGUUUGGCGGCAGCGGCAGCUUGGUGGUGAACCCGCGUAGCCUCGUCAGCACCGUCGCAGAGUCGGCGAUUAUUCCUGCAUCCGUGAGCAUUUCGUCGUCGGGCUCUGGCGACGUCUAUGUCCAAGACACCGCGGUCGAGUUGCACUCACUCGCGUUGUCGGCGAUGGGGUCCGGGGAGUUGCAAUGGGAUGUGCCUGUCACGCACGUUGCCACGUCAGUGGAUGUGCGCAACUCUGGAUCUGGAGGCGUGUCGAUGUUCUCGUCGUCGUCGCUGUUGGCGGGCACACUCGUAGUCAAAAACUACGGCUCAGGCGAUAUUGUCGUGACCAGUGCCAACGUGACUGUGUCACUCAACGUGGCCACGACCAUCGCAGGCUCGGGCGACGUGAGCUACGAUUCAACUGGAUUGGGCUACUGUCGCCACCUAGAUAUGAAUGGCUUGGGUUCUGGGGAUGCGCACAUGAGCUCGAUUGCGUGCGAGUCGACCAAAGUCUUCUCGGCCGGAUCUGGUGACGUCUACGUGACCUCGACGCACGACUUGCAAGUCAAUCGGAUGGGCUCGGCCACGGUGUACGUCACGCGUCCAGCGCCACCGGGGGCGUCGGGGAAAUUUGAGCUCAUGGGCCACCCAAGCAUCAACGACAUUCCUUCCAAGGAGGCCGUGCCGCCGCACGAGAUGGGCUCUGGUGGCCUCGAGUAUGGCUUUGAUCAUGUUGGUGGUGGUAUUGGCAUUCUAGGGCUGGUGGUGGUUCUCUUGCUGGUUUUGUUCGGGUUGGUGCGGUGCUGUCGUCGGUGGUGGUGCUGUGGUGGCAAGGACACGAGCGAGACGAACAAGCUAGACACCAUCGCGUUGCAGUCUCAACAACACGCGUAUUACCACGGCGCGCCGUUGGGAAAUGCCAACAAUCGCAGCGUCCAGUACUACCAAGGCACGGCUAGUACUACUAGUAGUAGUACGAACCACCCACCCCACCAGUCAGCGUAUGCGUACUACCCCAACCAAACCCAACCGCAACCCGCCAACUACUCUGGCACGAUCAGCUACACACAGUACCAGCCCUCGUAUGCAGCUGGAGCUGCGCAACCGUCAGCAUUUGGUGGGUCCACCGACCGCCUGUACGCCCACAACACGUACCAACAACAACAGCUACCCUCGGCACCAAGUUACCCCAGCUCUCACUAGAUGAUCACGAACGAGUUGAUUAUUGUUUUCAUUCAAUGUCAAGAAGUAUGCCUAACGUUACGUCCCCAGAAACGAGAUAUGAGUAGCGUGCCGAAUUUAUAAUACUACGUAGUAAUAGUGAUACCG
Messenger RNA from Aphanomyces astaci, 1699 nucleotides. RefSeq lists its product as hypothetical. The transcript is spliced from 2 exons. Lineage: Eukaryota; Oomycota; Saprolegniomycetes; Saprolegniales; Verrucalvaceae. Bases 83 to 1573 code for a protein of 496 amino acids. The record is from RefSeq and is a predicted model, not a curated record.